This is a messenger RNA of Suillus plorans, 788 nucleotides long. RefSeq lists its product as uncharacterized. NCBI's taxonomy places the organism in Eukaryota, Fungi, Basidiomycota, Agaricomycetes, Boletales, Suillaceae. The record is from RefSeq and is a predicted model, not a curated record. The coding region runs from base 14 to 670 and encodes 218 amino acids. The transcript is spliced from 8 exons.
GUUUUCAUCUCAAAUGCAAAAUCAACACGACAUCAACGAAGUGCGGAAAACUUUGGAGAAGCAACACGAAAUAUUGAUGGGAAUUGCGAGCAUGGUCUUCACUGGGCAGUCCUCUGUGGGGCCGAUUGUCACACUUGGCUUUGUCAAACUUGUAGACGCCACAGACCGCUCACAUACAAUACCGAUGGACGUCUGCGACUCGUUUGAGCGAUUCAAUGAGCAGCUGCAGCUUCUAUUCAAACACAACUCGAACCAAGCUCAAAUUCAGAGACGGUAUAUGGAGCAAGAACAAUACGAUUUGUGCAUUGACGACGACAAGAAAGUGACCCGACUUACAAGCCAUGGAUGGCCAAGAAUCGAAGCAGGCACGACGAUCGUCAUGAGGGUCAUCCUUGAACAAGAGACACGGCCUGAAGCUGAAUACCAAUGUCAUUUUUGCGGCGCUGUCAAUCGCAUUGGUGUGGAGCAUUUAUUUCAACGCCAGGCUGGUUGCUCGAUCAAUUGUCGAGUAUGCAAACGACGAUUUCAGAUCUCCCGCAGAAACAGUGCAAAGCGGAAAACACAAUCCUGCAUUGACUACAUCCCUGGAAGUGAAGCAGAGAUGCACCUUAUUCGUAACUUUCAUGUCCAGCAAACGGCCGUGUCUCGCUCUCAGUUGCUUGUGACUUAAAUGCUGGCGGUGCUUCAGCAAUGUCCUAUUCCCAUAGGAAUGAAUUUCUCCGCGAUGGCUCAACCCAACCAAGUCACGUUUCACCCUCGCACGACGGGUAUCAUGAUGCAUAUAACCG